ACUGAUCAUUUUCUUCUAUCUUGGAAGGAUUUAAGAGUAAUAUCUAUCGACAGCAAUAACUCUUUGUUGCAAUAUUUUAGUUGCAUUGUUCUACAGCAAAGUGCAGAGGGGCUUGCUGAUAUAUUGAAAAAUCAGAGGGUUGGUAGAGUCACCCAAUUAGUUUUGUUAUUUAGGAAAAUGAAGGCAUGCAUCUUUACAUAGAAAUCUGAAUGAAAUGUAAAUGGUAGGCAUUGGAGGCAGUCCUACCUUUCUAUAAAUGGACAAGAGACAGGCCAUUGAAAUGAGAUUGGAUUUUUUAUUGGGCAAUGAAUUCUCUCUUAGUCCUUAACCUAGUAUUUACAUCCUUCUUGCUAUUCUCAAACUUGAAUUUGGUCCCUCUUAUACACGUCAUAUUUCUCAAUACCAUCAUACCAUGGGAUUUUCCUUGCGUUGCAGUUGUCCUUCCAAAUGUGGACAAAUCAAAUACAGGAAAUGCUGAAUUCUAAGAAGCGUGGAGAUGCUGCUUUUCGAUCUAAGGACUUUGCUAAUGCCCUUAGUUAUUACAAACAAUUCAUCAAUGGUGGGACCAUGAUAUCACCAACUGUGUUUGCCAGACGCUGCUUGUGUUACUUGAUGAGUGAAAUGCCACAAGAAGCUCUUGGAGAUGCAAUGCAAGCCCAAGUAAUAGCUCCUGAAUGGCCUACUGCCUUCUAUCUUCAAGCAGCUGCCCUCUUUAGCCUUGGGAUGGACAAUGAUGCACAGGAAAGUCUUAAAGAUGGAACAUCCUUGGAAACACUAAGACACAGAAACUGAUAGUGUAUAGGUUUCUUUACCCCUUUCUUCUUGCAUUAGGGACAAAAGAAAAGAAAAAAAUAGCAAAUGAAAAUACCCCUUGUAUCUAUCUUUAUCCAUCUCUUUCUUUCCUUGGCUCAUUAGUUUCAACAGCACCUGAGGAUUAAUGUCCAAUUUACGUUUGAUCUAUGUUCUUAAUUAUCUCAGUCUUUAGUUGCUUCUGUAAUUAAUUUUUUUUUUUUCACAUUUCUUAGCUGUCUUGUGGCUUCUGCUAUAUUCAGAUUGUGA
Quercus lobata is the source of this 1059-nucleotide messenger RNA. RefSeq names its product serine/threonine-protein kinase BSK5-like. The coding region runs from base 448 to 792 and encodes 114 amino acids. NCBI's taxonomy places the organism in Eukaryota, Viridiplantae, Streptophyta, Magnoliopsida, Fagales, Fagaceae. Gene Ontology annotation, molecular function: protein kinase activity; protein binding. The record is from RefSeq and is a predicted model, not a curated record. Gene Ontology annotation, biological process: brassinosteroid mediated signaling pathway. The transcript has 2 exons.